AUGGCUGCUCCGACAGAUCAGCGGAUUGCCGUCCCCAUUGACGACCCCAACGCCGACACAGAAUGGAACGAGAUAUUGAGGAAACAUGGAGUCAUUCCCGAGAAGCCGCCUAGCCCGACCCCCAUGAUUGAAGAGGCGAUUCUUGAAGGGCGAAGAUUGGCACAUGAGAAUCGAUUAGAAGGCAAAGACCUGGACGAGCUUGACGAGCUUGAGGAUGAUGAAGAUGAAGAGUUCCUCGAGCGGUACCGCCAGCAAAGGAUGCGCGAGCUAGACGCCCUGACUAAGAAAUCCCUACACGGCAGCGUCUACCCCCUUACAAAGCCAGAAUAUUCACGCGAGGUCACCGAAGCAUCGAACAAUGGGGUUGUCUUGGUCAACCUCACCGCAUCCAUGGGCACGAAUGUGGAGUCCAGGGUGCUCACAGAGCUCUGGCGGCAGGCAGCGAAGGAAUAUGGCGACGUCAAGUUCUGCGAGAUGCGAGCGAACCAGGCCAUCGAGAACUACCCAGACAAGAACUGCCCCACGAUCCUCGUCUACAAGAACGGAGACAUUGUGAAGCAGGUGGUCACCCUAGUGACUGUCGGCGGUGCACGGAUGAACAUGCUCGACCUCGACAAGAUUCUAGUCGAAGUAGGCGCAGUGCAAGACUCGGAUAUGAGAGUAUUGAAGAGGAGGAGAGAAGCAGAGGACGCCGAAGAGGAGCGUCUGGCGGGCACGAACAAAAGUGUGAGAAGUAGCGCUCGUCAGAAUGACGAUGACGACGACGACUGGGAUUGA
Messenger RNA from Thyridium curvatum, 777 nucleotides. RefSeq lists its product as uncharacterized. Gene Ontology annotation, cellular component: cytoplasm. NCBI's taxonomy places the organism in Eukaryota, Fungi, Ascomycota, Sordariomycetes, Thyridiales, Thyridiaceae. Gene Ontology annotation, biological process: protein folding. Bases 1 to 777 code for a protein of 258 amino acids. The record is from RefSeq and is a predicted model, not a curated record. The transcript is spliced from 2 exons.